AUGUAUUCUGAUGGUGUGGUAAAUUGCAAACUUCAAUUAAACUUUAAGAGAUUAGCUAAAACAAACCGCCGUUUAAAUCAAGCGUAUAGGAAUGUUGUGGUUAAACUUUGCGAAAGUAGCUUCAAUCAAGCUAAUGUGUUAAAAGUAGUUGACAAAAAAGAUGAUUGGCGAACAGUUAACAAUGCGCCAUCGCGGUUUCAACAAAGGAACCAUCAAAAUUAUGAUGUAAUUAGUAAAAGAGAUGAUUGGCGAACAGUUACCAAUGGGCCAUCGCGGUUUCAACAAGGGAACCAUCAAAAUUAUGAUGUAAUUAGUAAAAAUAGGUUUAAUUAUUUGUCCCAAGAGGGUACAAACGUCACGGAAAACCAUACAAAUAAUAUACAUAACACAAACGUAGAAUCUAGAUCACACCCUGUUUAUCCUGUUAAUGUUUCGUCGCCGAAAAGACCAAAUCCGGUUAUCAACCAACACCCGGAAAGAGAACAAUACACAUACCGUUCGAAUGUAAAAAAUCUGGGCCACCACGCCAUUCAAACUUUUAUAGAUGAACAUCCUGAUAUUGUCGUGAUUCAUGGUGGGAUUAACGAUGUGUUGAAUUCAAAUAAUACUGGUAUUUCUGAGGAAGAUAUAGCCCAUAGUUUAAUUGAUUUGGUUGAAAAGUGUAAUGAAUUUGGUGUAGAAAAGGUGUUUUUAUCUGGUUUGGUAUUUUGUAGACGUGUGAAUAAAGAGAGAAUUGAUAAUAUAAAUAAACUUUUGGAAAACAAUGCAGCUUUGUACAAUUAUAUAUAUGUAAAUAACGAACUAAUUUGUGGAAAGAUGGCUUACAUCUUAACGACUCUGGGAAAGAGGUACUGUAUUAAUAGUUUGAGAAACAAAAUAGUAGACACUCGUGAGGUUAUAAGUAACAUAUCACCAGAUUAUUUUGUUUUAGCAGAAACGAAAAUUAGUGAAGAGUUUCCGUCCGCUCAAUUUGAAAUUUCUAACUAUGAAAUCAUAAAUAGAAGAGACAGAGACAAUGGAGGGGGGCUUAUGGAAUAUGUCAAGAAAGGUCUUAUAUGCAAACAAUUAAGAAGUCUUGAACCUGAAAAUAGCGAAGUUAUUUGUUCUGAACUGACAAUCAGAAACAAAAAAUGGGCUAUUUUUAGUGUAUAUAGACCACCUGAACCUUCAAAUAUAGGUCAAUGUUUUGCUGAACUUGAAUGCUCUCUUGACUUAGCUUUUAGAUCUUAUGACAAUGUAGUUGUUAUGGGUGACAUGAAUAUUGAUUGUGACGAUAAAAGUACAACAGGCUUUGGUGAUUUAACAACUCUUUGCGAUACAUAUAACCUGAAAAAUCUAAUUAAAGGAAAAACGUGCUUUACAAGUACGCGCUCGUCAUUACUAGAUAUAUUUUUAACAAAUAGGCCCGCUAGUUUUCAAAACUCUUUGUCUUAUGAAACUGGUCUGAGUGACCAUCACCAUAUGAUAUCCACGUUUAUGAGGACUCAUUUAGUGAGACUUAAGGCAAAAGAGAUAUCAUAUAGGUGUUUUAAAAAUUUUAACGAGCAAAGUUUUCUUGAAGAGUUAAGUAUGGUCGAUUUUAAAUGUGAUCAAACAGAUCCCAAUAAAAACUACGAAGAACUUGUAUUUAUAUUUCGAAAAGUCAUUGACAAGCACGCGCCAUUAGAAACUAAAUUUGUGCGUGGAAACGAGGCUCCUUUUAUGAAUAAAGAAUUACGAAAAGCGAUUUAUUCAAGAUCCCGUCUAAAAAAUAAUUUUAAUAAAAAUAAAACGAAGGAAAAUAACGCCAAGUAUAGAAAGCAAAGAAACAAAUGCGUUAAUUUAAGUCGAAAAGCGAUAAGAGAACAUUUUAACAACGUAAUGAAAAAUGGAAUACUAACUAAUAAAACUUUUUGGAAAACAGUUAAACCUUUCAUUACAAAUAAAUCUGGAACAGGUAACAAGAAAAUAAUGAUUGUUCGUAAUGAUAAGAUAAUAACGGAUGAUAGUGAACUUGUUGAAGUUUUUAACAACGAGUAUAUAAAUAUUGUUGAAAAAUGUAGUGGAAUUAAACCAGAUCACUUAAACAACAAGAGAUUGGCAAGCUGGCUCAUAGUUAUCAGUGAUAUAAAAGAAAAAUUUACAAAUCAUCCGAGAAUUGUUGAAAUCAAAAAUUCUCAUCCUAGUGACAAAAAUGAUGAUUUAUUUUAUUUUAAAGAAGUGAGUAAAUCAGAAGUCUCUAAAAUUUUCAGUGACAUCAAAGUGGGCGUGGCUUCUGGGAAAGACAAAAUUACAGCAAAAAUGGUUAAAUUGUCAAAGCCUUAUUUGAUUAAACCCAUAACAAAUGCAAUAAACAGCAGCAUUUGUCUUUCUGUUUUCCUAGACGGAGCUAAAAGAGCUAUUUUGUCUCCAUUAGAAAAAGGAGGAAAAGAUAAGUUUAGUGUGAGCAACUAUAGGCCAGUUAAUGUGUUGAAUAUAUUUUCUAAAUUCUAUGAAAGAGUAAUUAAGUCUCAAAUUGUUACAUAUAUUAAAUUUGAACUGUCAGAAUUUUUAUCGGCUUACAGAACGUCAUAUGGUACACAACAUGUUCUUAUUAGGCUUUUGAUUGUGUUCCACAUGGAUUUACUUCUGGCUAAACUGAGUGCUUAUGGUUUUAGUAAUGAAUCUCUACUUUUCAUAUUGUCUUACCUUUCGGAUAGAAAACAAGCUACUCGAAUAAAUAACAGUUUGAGCUUGUUUCAAUUAAUUUUAUCUGGUGUACCGCAAGGUGUUCUCAAUUAUGCUGAUGACAAUUCCCUUUCCACUUACUCUAACUCGAUUGCAAACUUAAUAAAACUGUUAGAAAGUGAAUCAAACACAGCUUUAGAGUGGCUGAAAUAUAACAAAAUGAUAGCUAAUCCUGGAAAAUUUCAAUCCAUUAUAAUCACACGAAGAAAAAUAAUAAUUGUAGAUUUAACAAUUGGCGAUAAAACUAUCAAAACAGAAAAUAGCGUAAAAUUAUUGGGUGUGACUAUUGACAACAGAUUAAACUUUGAUCUUCACAUUUCUGAACUUAUCGGCACAAUUGAAUGCAUUAUGUGGCAUUUUUCAUCUACUAAAUCUUUGUUAAAAGUUGAAAGAAUACAAAAAAGGGCUUUGCGUUUUUUAUUUGACGACUCUGAUAGUACAUACGAGGAAUUGCUUUUAAAAUCAGGAAGGAAUUUCAUGAGUGUUUACAGGCUUAAAACGCUAUGUACAGAAAUUUACAAAUCUUUGCAUAGCCUUAACCCUUCAUACAUUCAUGACAUUUUUGAUUUCCAACAAAGUGAAAGAUCUGUCAGAUCACAAAAUGUCAAUAAUCUCAAGGUUCCAAGAAAAAAUACCAGAAGUUUCGGAACUAAAAGUUUACCUUCCUUAGGUCCAAAUAUAUGGAAUAGAUUACCCAAUCAUAUGAAAACAGCAGACUCUUUGAAUAAAUGA
Molecule: messenger RNA, 3438 nt
Organism: Hydractinia symbiolongicarpus
Lineage: Eukaryota; Metazoa; Cnidaria; Hydrozoa; Anthoathecata; Hydractiniidae
Exons: 7
Coding region: 1-3438 (1145 amino acids)
Molecular function (GO): catalytic activity
Source: RefSeq, a predicted model, not a curated record